GACCGUGCGCACGCCUUAGAUUAGGCAAAUAUACAACGUAACCUCUGAAUCAAGCCAUACCUUGUAAUCGAAAAAGAUGUAUGCGACGGAAUAGAAACAUCACAAUCAAGGGAUAUCUGUAUGCUACUAUAUAUAUCAUAUAAUACACAGAAUCGAUAACCACUAGAACGCUUUGGAUUCAGGGGAAAUCAGGAAUGUUUCUUCCGGUUCACAAGAGUGCAAAAACAGAACGGAAGCUGAUUUGGCCCUGCUGAAGCCCUUCCGGUGUUGUCCGCACAAAUACAUUUGCAGCAGUUUAGCCGCGAGCGUCUCAAGUGCCACACUCACAGAGACUGCGUAGCGGGGAGUCCUCAUCAGUCGCCUCUUCUCCGCGCAGAGAAACGGCACAGCAGACCUCGGUCUCGGGAGCAGAGGGGGCAGUGUCCCGGGUGCAUGUCUCAUCGCCUUGAAAUACAAAACCUCAGACCCGUCCAGGACCUGACUGCCCUGCCCGUCGAGAGAGCAAGCCCGCUCUAGCGAGUCACUGGUCAGGCUUUAUAUCCGGCAGCUGAGCACCGUGACCUGGAGAGGCGACAGCCCCCCCCCCCUGUGACGGGAGCUGUUGACGGAGGGCAGGGCGGGGGGAGAGAACACUUUCCCGGGCCAUGAAGCUCCAAGCUGUGAUGGAGAACCUGCACCGACAGCAGAGGGCCAAGUUACUGAUGGAGCUGGAGCAACAGCAGAGCGGGGCUUUGCAGGGUCACUGCCGCACCCCGACCGGCGCCGGCAACGAGCGGAUUGGCAGCCCCGCCGCCGAGUCGGAGCACGCCCAGAUGACGGCGCUGGCGGCCAUGAGGGCCGUGGCGGCCGGGCUGCAGAGGGCCUCGGACAGCUCCGUGUCGGAGCGCAGCAGCGUGGGUGAGGACGAUGAGGAAGAGGAGGAUGACGAUGACGAUGACGAGGAAGAAGGCGGCGAGGAGCAGUACAAGGAUAUGAUGGGCUCGGAGGAGGAGGAGCAGAUAAAGCAGAAGUGGCAUGAGGAGGACUUCGAGGGUGAGAUUGAGGAGGACUACGCGGAGGACCUGGUCGACGAGGGGCUGCCCACUGGCCGAGAGGCGGUGGCCCCGGGAAAAGGCAUCCUGCUGCUGCCCCACCGCCAUCUGCACCCCCACUCCCAACUCCUGAAGCCACCACGCCCCAGCACCGGGAUCGACCCUGACCGGGAGCCCCGAGUGGCUGUCCUCCCCCCACACGGACCCCACAGCCAGCAGGUUGGCCAGGACCAUGGAGACUGGACCUAUGAAGAGCAGUUCAGACAGCUCUACGAGCUCGACGGGGACCCAAAGAGAAAAGAGUUUCUGGAUGACCUGUUCAGCUUCAUGCAAAAGAGAGGGACCCCUGUUAACAGGAUCCCCAUCAUGGCCAAGCAGGUCCUGGACCUGUACACGCUCUACCAGCUGGUGACCGAGAAGGGUGGCCUGGUGGAGGUCAUCAACAAGAAGCUGUGGAGAGAGAUAACCAAAGGACUCAACCUGCCUACCUCAAUUACUAGUGCUGCCUUUACCCUCAGGACGCAAUACAUGAAGUAUUUGUACCCAUACGAAUGUGACAAGAGGAGCCUUAGCAACCCCAAUGAGCUCCAGGCAGCUAUCGACAGUAACCGGCGGGAGGGCCGUCGGCAGAGCUUUGGCAGCUCCCUGUUCACCUACUCCCCCAACGGAACGCCCACCAUGUUGUCCUCCCCCAAGAUGUCCAUGCAGAACAUGGGGAUGAGUGUGGCCACCAACGGAGGCCAUUCUCUCACUCCCAUACCUAGAAUCAAGAAAGAAGAGGAGGCCGGUCAACCGGCGUCCGUCAUGGGCCACGUGCCCGGUCACUCCUUGGCCGGCCACUCCGCAGCGGCUGUGCAGGCGGCAAUGGUGGCCCAGGUGGCGGCGCUGGAGCAGCUGCGGGACAAGCUGGAGGCGGGCGAGCCCCCGGAGAAGAAGAUGGCCCUGCCUGCCGAGGAGCACCAGCGGCUGCUGCAGAGGGCACUGCAGCACAACCUGCUGGCCAUGACCGCCCAGGUGCCCAUGAACAUCCGCAUCAACAGCCAAGAUGGCCGACAGGACUCAGCUCUUAAUCUCACCACUAACGGCGUGAGCAGCAUCAGUAUGUCAGUGGAGCUCAAUGGAGUCAUGUAUGCUGGUGUGCUUUUUGCUCAGGCAGCGGGGUCAACCUCGUCAGGCACCUCAGGAUCAUCAUUUAGCAACAAAGCCCCUGGUGCGCGUAGUGGACCCCAGGCCCCCCCACACACACCUACCUCAGUCACCUCAACCAACCCGUUGUCUUAACAACCCCGGACCCUUCCCCUUCUGAUGCUAACUAAAGCCAAAAACCAACCUCAUUUUCUAUAUAGCAUAUGCCAAAAAACAAAACAAAAAAACAACCACAGUAAGACUCAAACUCAGACCACUUGAAGGACACCAUCUCAGGUUCUCGCAUAUAUUGUCCCCUCUUUUUUUUGUUCUUUAGCCAAAAUGAUUUUGAGUACCCGGAAAAAAAAGAGCCAGUAUAUGAUAACGAUGAGUGCACAGCCUGUGAAUAAUUUAUUUCUGCAUAAAUGUACAGAUUAUCUGAGAACAAAGGAAAAAGGACAUGUUGGAAGGGUAUGCACUGUUUACACAUUUAAUACAGCUACUGACUGACAAUGAAGCUUCUUCAAGAGGAUUUUUUAAGUAACAUUAUUAUUAUUGUUAUCAUAUUAUCAUUUUUAUUGUCGUCAAAAUUAUUCUCAUCCUCAUCUUCAUCACUAACAGUAUAGUCAUUGCAAAAUAAUAUUAUAUUUAGGAUUUAUUAAGCAGAAAUUGUAUAUAUCUUCUAUUUUAAGUAGAAAAGCUUUAAAGUAUAUGUUAUUUCUUGAGGCUGUAACAAACUACCAUUGUGACCUUAUGUUAUUGAAAAGCUAUUUUACGUUUGCAUGACAGUUGAAAAUGUAUCUUUGCUGAGAUUUUCAAAUAAUUGUACCAUGUUUUCUCUUCUGGUGGAAGUCAACAGGAAUGUUGAAUGCUCAUUGGGACUUAGGAUAUGUUUUUUUUUUUCUCUCUCUCAGGUGUCUGUCAGCUUGCUGUGAGAAACAUGUUUAUGUCACACCAUACUGUGUAUUUGCAACUCUGUUUUCUUGUAGACUUUAGUUUUCGGUCUGGCUGUCUUAUCGAUUACCUCAGGUACUGUUUUCCUUUCAUACAGUGGCCAGUGAAAGUCCAGACACAUUCCACAGUCUUCACAUUUUGCUGCCUUACAGUUUGAUCUAAAAAAUGGAUGGCAUUAUUGAAACAUGUUCCGGAAAUAACUGUCUUCACUGUUUAUGUCUUCUCAAUCUAGAGUUUUUUUAUUUUUUAUUGGUGGAAGUAUAUUUGACAGUUGUUACAGCUUUCAAUAAUUUGAAUCCAGUUCGCACAAUUCUUAAGAAAGGACAUCUAUCGUUUGUGUCAAUAUGGCUCCAAGUUGGUAAACUUAGUUAUCUUUGAUCAACAGAAAUAUUCAAGCCUUGUCUCUGAUAUUCAAGCAAUCAUAUCAGGACAAAGACUGGACCACCUGGGAAUAUUCAAAACCUCUUGGAGAAGGUUUGUUGUUUGGUUUUAUGUAACUGUCUCUGGAAAAUUCAACUACAGGUUAGGUUUUUCUGAAGACAAAGACAGGUUUUCCUUGUUACUUGGACUUGGCUUUUUUUAAUCCUGACAUACUCCCUGUACCUACAGGUGACAAGGAUACCCAUACUUUGAUGCUGCUACCACAAUACUUGAAUUUACAAAUGUACUGAACUUGUGCAUUUUUAACUAAAACAAUAGAUAAGUGGCCCAAAGACCUGUGCAAAAUCAUUACAGUCUUAUUUAAAUGGGUUCAUAGCUCUAGUAGCUGCCAAAGUUGCUUCCACUAAACAUUAACUCUGGUGGAAAGACACAAUCAAUUGCUACGCCCUUCAUAAUUUCUGUGAUCUGAUGUGGAAUGUGGAGUAGGUCAUGUUGGUUGGUUGGGGAAAAAUAAAGUGUAAUCCCUCUUUAGAUAUCAUUUUAAAAUGUGAAGACAGUGCAAGUGGUGUGUUGACUCUCAGGCGACUUUAUGUAAGGGGAUCAUCUUCACUUAACUGAAGUUGGCUGCUGUUUUGGGUGACUUCACUUACAGCUUUUAUAGUUUUAAUGGUUGAUGACUCUGAGACGACUCAGACUAAAGGAUUGAUAGAUGCAGGGCAUUCUUAGACCUGCAAAUUUGUGCCUUUUAUGCUGAGCGUUUGGGGGGUUAAAGUAAAUAUAUUUUGUGGCUUGUCAUCAUAAUGUCUCACUAGUGUCCCCACCUGGAUAAGUAACAUCUUUCACACAAAGCAUUAAUGAUUUUGACUACAUGCUUGCAUUAUGUCAUGCUGCUUGUAUCUGAGUGCUUUUUAUUUACAGCUAUACUUUCAGCUUCAGCCUGUUGAUGGUUUAGUGGCUGUCACCAGCCAGUUGACAAUGGAAGAUGUUACAGAGAAUACCGGGAGACCCUUUACUUGCCUUGUCCUCGGCUGUUGGCCAACUGUUGUUGACAGAUAUCUGUUUCAUGAGCUGGCAUAGUGCAGCUCAGGUCAGUUGAAUCUUAAUGUUUGCAACACAUCCUGUCGGGAUUUAGAAACAUAUAGAUACAACAUCAACUCAGUUUAGUACUUUUUCAUGUAUGACAUUUUUUAGGGUUAUUUUUAACAUUGUGUAUCUCUUACGGAAAUGCAUCUUGUGUGCAUAGUCUCCUCAAGGUGCCCAAUCUCCUUUUCAUUUGUAAAUAUGCUAUCUGCAUCGGUUUUUACCAAAACAUAUGCUUGAAAAUUGAAAAACUGUGGUUUUAUUCUCUAGAAAACAAAGUAAAGUGUCUUAAUAGGAGGACAAGCCACCAGAUUGAAUCCUGGCAUAGAAUUGACAAGUGUCCGGAACUGUUGACGCGACACAAAAUCAUUGUUUCAUAGCAAAUUCCAUAAUUUGGUGUAUUGUUUUUGAUGGUGGUGGAAAAUGCUCUCUCAAGCAGUGCUACAGAAUAUUCCAUACGUUGUGUUCAGUUCAAUUGGUAUUUGGUGACAUGACACAACGUCUUGACCUGGCCAGAAUUUUACAUAACCCUAAACAGUAUGGGAAAAGCACCCUGCUCUGCAUAUACUGUCUGUCAUGACAUUUUUUUAGUAAGUUAACUUUUUUAGGCAGUUUUGCAGGAUGGCUUGGACUAGACACUUGUAAUUUAUGCAAGAAAUCAAACAAAGCCACUUCCCUUCAACAGCUGGACAUUUUUGUGCUCUCAUUAAGCGCUGUCAAUCUAAUGGCAAAUCAAUUUAAUCUAAUUUUGUCCAAGACAAAGAACCCGUUUUCCCCACUGCUGUAUUUUUCAUGCAUGUGAAUUGAGCAUCAUUUGUUACCAACAGUAAAAAAAAAAAAAAAUCCUCUUGGCUUGGGAGUACCAGUGAGGCUGGAGGUAACACGGACAAAUGCAUACUAAUCAUGCUACCGCAUUGACACAACUGUAAGAGUGGUAUCAUACGAUUUGUCCUGGAACAUAUCAAGGAGUCUGGCCUUGCCAGAUAGACCCAGGGGGGAAAGCUGUCUCACAGAAUGGCAAAUGUGAUAGCCAAUUAUAAUCGCAAUAAAUGGAUGACAAUAACAUAGAGAUGUGUUGUGAAUGAAAGGAUGGGGGUGGAAAUAUCCAAUCAAUUCCUGUCUUUGGGUCAGCACUGACCUUUGAAUAGACCUUUUGACCUCCUUGUCCCCAAGGAAACAUCCGAGCAUCUGCUCAUUUAAAAGUAGAUCUAUUUUUAUCAGAUAUCCAUGGGUUUGCAGCUCUCCAAGAUAUUAACAUUUUAACUGCUGAGGUAACUCGGCACUCUCCAUUUUCAAGAAACCCGAUAUAUUCCUCAUGUAAGAACUCUGUCCUUUCUGCAUUCUUAAUCCUCAGGGAAGAUUAACUUUGACUUCAUUGUAGUGACAAUCAGAUGUUACAACAUUAUAUACUGUACUUCAUGGUCUUUUCUCCUGUAAAUCCAUUUGAGUUCAACUGAGCCCCGCUAACUCAAACAAUAUAUUGUGACUAAAUAUCUUUAAGACUAUUAAAAAGAACAUAAUGAAGUACAUUACUGUUAUUCUCAAAUGUAUAAUAUAUUGCAGAGAGUUUCAAGACAAAGGGUUAUACUGUGUGCAUUAGCAGAUAUAAUAGCAAUUGCAGCAGGAAGGUCUUUGGUAAAUAAUCCAGACAUGUUGGAAGGAUAGAUUAUUGCAGACAAUCGUAUCACACCUUUCAUAUUUUACUCACCAUAGCUAAUGAUAAUCAUUUUUAAUGGUUUUGACAAAAUGUAAUGUAGAGAGUCCCAGGGCACCAUGUCAGGAAUACUGACAUCAUAUCUCGAUGAUGCUGCCCUCUACUGGAUUUGUGUUUUCUUACAGCAUUGUUUAAUUGCUUGCUUUUCCACAGUCUAUAUUUAAUAACAAGGGCCACGGUGUACAUCUCUAUAAUUCUGUAAUAUCUUUAUCUCAACAAAAGGUAUGUAUCAGGAAAGAGGCAACCUUUGGUUUUAAAUUACUUCCAUGGCAUUCAGAGAGAUUUUUAACCCCAUUUAAAAAAAGAAAAUCCUUAAGACAUGAUGUGAGAAUUUACACUUGCUUUCGUUAUCUGCUUGGUAGAUUGUAGCUAUUUGUUUGGUAGAUUGUAUUUUGCAGAAACAACCAAAACGUGAUGAUGUAAAAUGCUGUGUUAUGAUGAAAGGAAAUGUCUACUACGAUGACCAGAUAUCUUAUGCUUUGAAACAUAUUCUGUGAUUUACCUGUAUAUAGAACUAGUGUUUACUGCCAAAAGAAAGGAAACUCUGUCAUAAAGUGUUUUAAUGCGGUGUUGGUGUGUGGACAGACCAGGUCCAAGAUACGAGGGAUACAACACCAUUCUUCUUCAGGAAAUUCCAUUGUUGGGUCAGGGUGUUGUCAAUGGUGGUGGAAAAUGCUGUCCCAGGUUUCGCUUCAUAAUUUCCAAAACCAAGUGUUCAUAUUGGAUCUUGAAACAUUGGUACAUUAACCAGUCUUUGCCAUUGAAGCUUCAGCCAAAUGUUCCCAACAAUCACCCUUUUUUCAGUGUCCCUGAGAUCUGUUCUGUUGCAUGGUAGCGAAAAUAAUGGGCAAUGCCCGCUUAGCAUUUUUACAUUAGCCAGUAGCAUGAUGGGAUCCUAAUUCCACAUCUGUCUGGAGGCACCAGCCUCUGUGUUCAACAUCCUUUUGUAUCCCUCAUUAACUCAAGUGUUUCCUUUAUUUUGGCGGUUACCUAGCUACAAUGCUUCUAUAAAGGCUUUGGAUGGCUUUAGAAAACUGCUUACUUUGUUUUCAUAUGGAAGUUUUUUUUUUCUUCGCAAAUAAUAACAUGGCAACAUAGAGACUACAUUUUGAGCUGCACGCUAAGCAACGUCUUUUCAGCCAGAAAGACUUUCUUUUCAACUGAUUGUACUUAUAGCGCGAUGAAAUGAUCAUCCUGAUAAGGAUAACAUUAAUGACUAUAAUACUAAUAAUAGGAUCAGUCAUGAUUUCAGGAGGUACUCGGUUGACCCACCAGCCUUGGUUACCGACAUAUUGGCCUUGUUAACUGUUUUGUUUUGUACUUGACUUGGAAAUUCGGAGUAUAAAUGAAGCGUUGGUCUUCUACUUCUCAGGAAUAGACUUCUACCUCCAGUUGUACGGAUGUAGCCCUGCUGGGGGCAAAGGUUACAGUUCAGUGUGCAGAAGGUGUUGCGCUCGCUCUCUCAUUCUUUAUUGGUGUCACCCAGAAGAUUGUUUUGUAUGUAGCACUUUUGCAUUUGGUUGGUGUUCCCCUAGGCAGCAAACCUACAGCAUACAGCUACUUCUAAAUACAGGCACUGGAGUCUUUUUCAGUACUUUCUGUACAUGUGUGCUUUUUACCAUUAUUUUCUAUGAUUAACAUUUAUUCCGCUGAAGGGGAAACUGGUGACAUUGAGCUGGUCUGGCAUGUUGCCCCUCUUCAACGACCCAGUUACAAGCAAGGUGCAGUUCCCAAAUACACAGAUCAAUAAUAUGCUUUUUAGAAUGCGUGAUCUCUUUCUUAUGAUUGUAACAGUUUCAUGAGGGGCGAAGAACUAUCAUUGCCUAUUUAAUCGAUGUGUUUGUGUGAAUACUUUUAUUUUGAAUUUAAAUAAAUCUAACGUUUUACUAGAAUGUUAGCUGAAGUUGUAUGUGCUGUUCUUGUCACCACAAUUGCUUUGAUGACGCCUACUGCAGCAUAGCUGAGCAUAUUAGACAUGUUCACACCUGACCUCAUGUUGUGUAGUGAUCAGUGUUAGCAGGAUUUGUGAGUCAUCAUUGAGUCAUCAACAUUCGUCACCAGAAAACGUUGAAUUCUGAAAAUUCUCCCCUGUACUUUUUGUUCUUUACAACCACUGUCCUUUGGGGGUCCUGCAAUUCAUUUUUUAAAUUGUAUUUAUUAUAUACAACCAGGACUUUUCUUAUGUCAUUACCCUACUAAGUCUUUCUAAGGGUGAUAACCUCUGCAAUUUGAUUGGUCAACACAAUGUUGCUGUAGAUGUUUUAAAUUCCAUUGGACAAUGGAACAUGAUUUUAGCUGAUAUUCUACUGAGGAAAAAGUAAUCCGUAAUUUUUUUUUUACAUUCAAAUUGUUAAUUGGAAGUGCGUAUGUACAGGACAAACACAGGACAAACAAACCCAAAUCACUACUCCGUUAUUAUCAUUUCCCCCCAAUCCCACCUCCUACCCAAAUAUACACCAUUAUGUCCAAUUUGCAACAAACCCACAGCUGGUGAAGAAGUGUCAGUCAUCAAGACACGCCUUUCUGCUUCUUACAAUGCUGCAAGCAAAACCAGGACGUUUGCCAAAACUCUGGCUCAGGCUCGCCUGGUGGGCAAAUUAGUCCAUUCAGAUCAGCAUGGCUUUAUUCCUAACAAAAACAUGUUUUUCCAAUUCCAGUCUUCUCUCUAAUAUAUGAAUUGAUAUUACCUAACAUGGGUCUGGCAGUUAUACCUCUUGAUGGGGAGAAGGCCUUUAACCAGGUUGAAUGGUCCUACGUACCUGUGUUCCUGCAGAAAUGUAUAGUCGGAGGCUGUUCAUUGAAUGGAUUUGAAUGCCAGGAUGCAAUGUCACCACUGCACUGCACUGCACUGCACUGUAUUUGCUUAGAGCACUGUAACAGUCGCGAGCUAUCCCAGCUCAACUGGAAAUCAAACCUAUACUCCACUGAUUAACACAAAAGGCGGACAGUUCAUGUUUCAAUUAGUUUCUUGAGAAAAGACUGUCGAAUCUCACAUUGAAUCGAAGUAACAACUGAGUGGCAUGGUUCAACUAAGAAAGAUGCCAUUCAAUACUGGAAAAUGUCAACCUUUCCUCUGGAAAAGCUUUUUAAGACAUAGUUUGUCUGAUGUCGUCUUCUAUAUCACUGAAAACAGUCAGUCCAACCUUAAUUGAAAAGGGGUGUUUUUUUGUUGAGUCUGGUCAUUACUAACUGUAUUACAGCAUAUCAUUAAUUCAAAUUAUUUGACUAAGUUUUAAGCAUUUCAGUGGUAUGUCACUAAACAACGAUGUAAAAACUGUCAUGCACCUUGUAUUAGUCCACCUAGCAACAUUGGGAGUUUCAACUGAAAACAAAUACUUGUACUCAUUUUACAGUCUCUGUCAGAAUUUAAAACAAAAUAAAGGCCUAUGACGUCAAUGGUU
Molecule: messenger RNA, 9686 nt
Organism: Esox lucius (northern pike)
Lineage: Eukaryota; Metazoa; Chordata; Actinopteri; Esociformes; Esocidae
Gene: arid3a
Product: AT rich interactive domain 3A (BRIGHT-like)
Exons: 9
Coding region: 645-2312 (555 amino acids)
Biological process (GO): regulation of transcription by RNA polymerase II
Cellular component (GO): nucleus
Molecular function (GO): DNA binding
Source: RefSeq, a predicted model, not a curated record